Messenger RNA from Cottoperca gobio, 4881 nucleotides. RefSeq names its product NPC1-like 1 (gene npc1l1). The record is from RefSeq and is a predicted model, not a curated record. Gene Ontology annotation, cellular component: plasma membrane. Gene Ontology annotation, biological process: intestinal cholesterol absorption; cholesterol homeostasis; sterol transport. The coding region runs from base 94 to 4167 and encodes 1357 amino acids. The transcript is spliced from 21 exons. Gene Ontology annotation, molecular function: lipid carrier activity; cholesterol binding. Lineage: Eukaryota; Metazoa; Chordata; Actinopteri; Perciformes; Bovichtidae.
GGACUGUAGGCCAGCGACAUCCUCUCAAACACCGGCCCCCCCUGGUCCUCGGAGGGGCGGCAGAGCAGAGAGGAGCCGUCCUUCUGUGCACUCAUGUCGGAGAACAUGACUGUCCUGAAAGCAGAGAAGGUGCUGUCAGAGGCCCAACAUGAGCCGGGCUACUGCUCUUUCUAUGAGGAGUGUGGUCGUAACCCAUCAGUAGAAAACGCUCUGCUUCCUCCCAUCGUCCCCUGUUUGAACUACAGCCCUGCCCGAGCCCUCAGAGGGGAGCACUACAAGAAACUCAAAAAGGUGUGUCCCAUUCUGGACAAAGGAGAGGGCAACACGUUCGCCUGCUGCUCCAUCAAACAACUGUCCUCCCUGGAAAUGAGUCUGACCCUGUCCAAGGCGGUGCUGGUUCGCUGCCCGUCCUGCGCUGAGAACUUUGCCCACCUGCACUGCAUCAACACCUGCAGCCCCAACCAGAGCCAGACAGUGAAGGUCACAAAGGUCAUGAACGUCACGAGCCAGAACCUGACGAGGGAGGUGGUGGUAGGUUACCAGGCGUUCCUCAGCACCAGCUUCGCAGACGGCGCUUUCCAGUCAUGCAAAAGUGUCCGGAUCCCCGCCACGGGAGGCUUCGCCAUCAGCACUAUGUGUGGUCGGUAUGGCGCCAAGCUGUGCACCCCCCAGCGCUGGUAUGACUUCCAGGGAGACUCCAGUAACGGUCUCGCUCCACUGGACAUCGACUUCCAGCUGAAAAAAGAGGGAGACACAGAGGGACUACCCAAGGGCGUGAUUCCCUACAGUGGACGUGCACUGAAGUGUAACGAGACCACGCCUUCCGGAGGUAAGCUCUGCUCCUGCCAGGACUGCCAAGAGUCGUGUCCGAAGAUGCCGCCUCUUCAAUUGCCCCCCGGGCCCUUCAGACUGUUGGGGACAGACGGCUUCCUCGUGAUUUCUAUCGUCUUACUCUGUCUCCUGUUAUUUGCCUUCCUUUUCUUCCUCUCCGUGUCUUGCUUGGUGAGGUCUCAUAAAAGAAAGGAUGAAGAGAAAGGAAAGAGAAAGGACAAAUGUAAAGACCAGAACAGUAAUACUGUGACUGAGCAGCUCAUUGAUCCGUCAGAGGUGACGUGCGCCGAAAGGAACAGCCUGGCUGCUCAAGCUUUCCUAAGCUCGCAGUUUUGCCAUUGGGGAACCCUCAUGGCCACUUAUCCUCUCACGGUGCUCCUGUUGUCGGCUGUAGUCGUGGCUUUUUUCUCUGCUGGCCUCAAGUCCAUCCAGCUCACCACUGACCCGGUCGAGCUGUGGUCUGCUCCCAACAGCCGCGCCCGCCAGGAGAAAGAGUUCCACGACACGCACUUCGACCCCUUCUUCAGGACCAACCAGCUGAUCUUGACCGCACCGGGCAGAAAAGGUCACAUUUACAACUCUUUGCUGUUCGGACCGCAGAACUUCAGCGGGCUUGUAUCCAAAGAUCUCCUCAUUGAGCUGCUGGAGCUCCAGACACGCAUCCAGAACAUUACGUUUUGGUCAGAGGAUCUGAACCGCACAGCCAGUCUGGAGGAUGUAUGCUUCGCGCCGCUGAACCCAAACAACCCGUCGCUGACGGACUGUGCAGUCAACAGCAUGCCCCAGUACUUCCAGAACAGCCUGGACAACAUUAACAUGAAGGCCAACAUGACAGAGCUGGGAGUCACCAAAGAGGUGGACUGGAGAGACCACGUGAUCUACUGCCUCAACUCUCCCCUGUCCUUUAAAGACAUCACUGCUUUAGGUUUGAGCUGCAUGGCGGAUUACGGAGCUCCAGUCUUCUCCUUUCUGGCUGUGGGAGGCUACAAGAAUGACGACUUCACCAACGCUGAGGCUCUCAUCCUGACCUUCUCCCUCAACAACUACGCUCGCAACAGCCCCAAGUACAAAGUGGCUAUGCAGUGGGAGACAGAGUUUCUUAAAAUUGUCCAGGACUACCAGAAGAGCCCGGCCGCCAACUUCACCUUUGCAUACAUGGCAGAGAGGUCUCUGGAGGAUGAGAUUAAUCGGACAACAGCAGAGGACAUCCCCAUCUUCAUGAUUAGCUAUGCUGUAAUCUUUGUGUACAUCUCUGUGGCACUGGGGGAGUAUUCCUCGUGGAAACGCAUACUGGUGGACUCCAAGUUUCUGGUGGGUCUGGGUGGGAUCUUGGUGGUCGGCUGUUCUGUCCUGGCCUCCAUGGGCUUCUACUCCUGGAUCGGCAUCCCCUCCUCGCUGAUCAUUCUGCAGGUCGUGCCGUUCCUGGUGCUCGCUGUGGGAGCUGACAACAUCUUCAUCUUUGUUCUGGAGUACCAGAGAGAUAUGCGGAGGCACGAAGAGACCAGAGAGGAGCAGAUUGGUCGUGUCCUUGGAAACGUAGCUCCCAGCAUGCUCCUGUGCAGUCUCUCCGAGUCUGUCUGCUUCUUUCUCGGGGCCUUGUCCACCAUGCCAGCAGUGAAGACUUUUGCUCUGUACGCUGCUCUGGCUGUGCUCAUGGACUUUGUCCUCCAGAUGACGGCCUUCGUGGCGCUGCUGUCCCUAGACUGCCGCCGCCAAGACAACAACCGCUGUGAACUGCUGUGCUGUGUUACAGUAUCAAACAAGCAUCCCAAGAAGACAAGCGAGGGCUUCCUGCUGCCGUUCAUGAGGAAAUACUACGCCCCUGUCCUCCUGCACCGUUUCACCAGGUUCAUAGUGAUGGUGGUUUUCAUCUUCAUGCUCUGUGGCUCCGUAUUCCUCAUGUUUAAUGUGAAAGUGGGUCUGGAUCAGGAGCUGGCUAUGCCUCAGGGCUCUUACAUGCUGGACUAUUUCAAGUACCUGUUCAAAUACUUUGAAGUCGGAGUCCCUGUUUAUUUCGUAACAAAGAAGGGCUUCGACUUCACCACUACGAAGGGCAUGAAUGCGGUCUGCUCCAGCGUGGGCUGCGAUCAGUUCUCGCUCACCCAGAAGAUCCAGUACGCCACCGACCACCCUGAACUAUCCUACUUGGCUAUUCCUGCUAACUCCUGGGUAGAUGAUUUCAUUGACUGGCUGAACCCUGGAUCCAGAUGUUGUCGUCUGUACUCCUUCGGUCCAAAUGCUGGAAAGUUCUGUCCUGCAAGCCAAUCUCCGUUCCUCUGUUCCAAGAAGUGCCUUGCUACUCCUCCAGAUGGCGUCCUGAGGCCCACUAAGGAAGAAUUUAACCGCUUCCUGCCGAACUUCCUGGGUAACAGGCCUGACCUGCAGUGCCCCAAAGGUGGUCUUGGCGCCUAUGACAAAGCUGUGGUGAGAGAUCAGAGUGGAGAAAUUAUAGCCUCUCGGUUCAUGGCUUACCACACGACUGUCUCCAACUCUCAGGAGUUUACUGCUGCACUUCUGAAGGCCAGAGAGCUGGCCCACAACAUCACAAUGGGCAUGAGGGAAAUACCAGGCACCUCACCUGACUUUGAAGUAUUUCCUUACACGGUGACUAAUGUAUUUUAUGAGCAGUACCUGACCAUUGUGCCAGAGGGACUCUUCAACAUCUCCUUGUGUCUGCUGCCGACCUUUGUGGUGUGCUGUCUGCUGCUGGGUCUGGAUCUGCGCUCCGGCCUGCUCAACCUAGUAACCAUAAUCAUGAUCACCGUGGACACUGUUGGUGUCAUGACACUGUGGGGCAUCGAUUACAACGCAGUCGCCCUUAUCAAUCUGGUCACGGCGGUGGGCAUCUCUGUGGAGUUUGUGUCUCAUAUGACGAGAUCCUUUGCACUCAGCACCAAACUCACACAUGUAGAAAGAGCGGCGGAGGCCACGGCCAACAUGGGCAGCGCCGUGUUUGCUGGUGUUGCUAUGACUAACCUGCCAGGCAUCCUCGUGCUGGCGUUCGCCAAAGCGCAACUCAUCCAGAUCUUCUUCUUCCGAUUAAACCUGAUCAUUACACUUUUGGGGAUGGCUCACGGACUCGUAUUCCUCCCUGUGCUGCUCAGCUACUUUGGUCCUGAUGUUAAUAAAGCCGUGCUGCUGCAGCUCCAGCAGGACAAAGCGAAGGCCUCUCAGGAGAUGGAGAAGAGAAACAACAUGAGACACUUCUACGAAAACCUGAGCUUUGAAGGCAAAGAGAUAAAACAGGAGCCAGACUCAAACCCCACAAAGGACACGCUUUCACCAAUCAAAGAGAACCAAGAGGAGGACCAAGAGGAGACAAUUAGUCGUUUAUGAGCGCCAAUAACAAAACUGUUAAACUCUGACGAGUGAAGUGCAAGUGUAAUAAACUGAACCGGGAGAAGGACAGAGACUGCACACAAGGAGUUAUUUAUUUGGCGCCGUAUAGAAAUCAUUAACUUUUCUAUUUACCUCAAUCACAAAUGGACCGGCGGGACUGAAGACGACACAGUUGUGCAAUAUUUCAGAGCAAAGCAAAGAGCGGACGAUCGCAAAGAGGGUCAACCUUCCUGCCUCAACAUGAGCAAACUACACGUCUGUCUUCACAAGCGCCGCCGCUGGGAUGGAGUCGUUGCUCGAUUGUGGAAUUAUUUGACCAGACGGGGAGUCAUUUUGUAUUUUUUGUAUUAAAUGUAAUUGUUUUGUAUGUGAAUACUUCACAUUAGGACUGUUUAGUGAUUCAAGGUGACACACACACACUCCAGUGUUUCAUGUCUUUAAUCGCAGUACGAUGGUUUUGCUGUAAAAUGUGUAAAAGUCAGUGAAAAAGUAUUAAAUGUGUUUAAACAUUUGGCAUCAUAAUAGUUUUAGUUUGCGGAUGUUUUUAUUUGUACAGCACGUUAUUGCCCUUGUGUCAUGAGAAAUAAAAGCUGCCACAAGAAGAUAAAAUGUGUGAGCGCUUCUUCAAAGUCAAAGCUAAAACAGAACGAUCGGAGACCUUUGUUCGAGUUAAUUCAGAUAUAAGUUACAAAUGAAAAAGAAAUAAAGAAA